AUGACCUGUGAAGAAGACUCGAAUUGUCCCUGGACCCGGGGAUACAACGACAUGAGCUUUUGGUUUGACAUGUGCGAGACUGCCUUCGGGUUCAACGAAUCUGACGUCCGACACCAUGUCGCCACGACCAACGCCUUCUACGGCGGUACUCGCUUCCCCGGUGGGUCUCAUGUGGUCUUUGCCAACGGCGAAGUCGACCCAUGGCACUGGCUUUCCAUCCUGGUGCCACCGGGUGGCGCAGAGGCCAACAUCGAUACCAUCUGGGUGCCGGGUGCCUCCCACUGCCAAUGGAUGCAGAACACUUGGGAUUCUAUGCCCCGAGCCUUGCACGCGGCCAAAGAGGCCAUCCAGAAUCGGAUCGCCUUGUGGAUCAGCUGA
Molecule: messenger RNA, 378 nt
Organism: Durusdinium trenchii
Lineage: Eukaryota; Dinophyceae; Suessiales; Symbiodiniaceae
Source: the annotation of a GenBank genome assembly